GCUGAGCUGCCAUGGCAACGGCGGCAUCAGCAGAAGCUCAGUUGAGCCGCCGGUUAGCGCGCUGCUCGUUAGUUAGUUAGUUAAUCGGUUAACUAGUUACACGUUUAACCAGCUAGUUAACACGGGUCACCUGGUCGUUACGUCAUGAGGGGUCGCGUGAGGUCAGCGGUGACAGCGUCAUGACUGUUCGCUUCAAGGUAAACACCCACAGCUGUUAGCUUCAGCAACAGGUUAGCAUGAGAGCUAACAGGCGCACACAGCAGAACUGUGGUCGUGGUUCUGACUGAGUGACCGGGAGAUGUAGAGGUAGUGAACCGGGGAGAGCGACCUGUUUACCGGACAGAAGCAGACAGAACACCGCAGAGUCCGGAUUAAUGUGAGUUAAUCUGACCAGAGCUAAUCCAGCUGGUCAGGGACGGAUGGGUGGAUGGGUACAUUGUCGGAGUGAAUACCAGAAGAGCUACAGGGUUUCCCGCUCCAGGAGUGUGUCUCCUCAGCGCUGCGCCCCAUUGGCCGGCCUCCGCUCCGACCAAAUGAGAAUCUGCAGAGAACCAGGUCUGCAGCGUCGGAAGAGACUGGAUCCUGGAGGACUCACUCUGUCCUGCACUUCACUGCCCUGUGCGUCAGACCCACAGCGCCCCCUAGCUGCUCCGACUGCUCACACGCACAAUAAAGUGCCCUCUAAUGCCCCUCGGAGUCGCUCAGCCCACAGGAAGGAUCCUUCCCCAAAACCUCCUACGCCUCCUGAAUCUCCAGCAGAACCAGAACCUCCAGAAAGAUGUUCUGCAAACUCUGGAUCAUCAGGAGAACCGGGAGCGACUGGAAAAUCAACAAAGCUCCACCCCUCGCAGCUCCACAGCCAAUCACAGGCCCGCCGCCCCUUGUCAGCGGCACCUGACGGACGGCAGCCCUCAGCCAAUGAGGUUGAACAAGCCCUGCGCUGGAGGGCGGGGCUGAGGUCAGCAGGUCAAAGGUCAGGAGGUCACCGGACAGAGUACCACCGACAGUUCAGCUGGAAGAAACCUGUAACUUCUGCUUCACCCAUACUGACGGCAGAACAGGUGCUGUAUUCCAGCAGCAGGUCUAUCCCCCCCUUUAAGAAAAACCCAGUCUCCAUGGAAACCGAGUAUCAGCAAAACUUCCAGGGUGUGGCCCCUCCCACUGGACCCCCCCUUCUGAAACAUCUGGAACAUCAGCGAAUCCCACUGUUCCACACGUACACGAGCAACAAAAAGAGGAGGGAGGAGUCUCAGAAGAUGCUCCGCCCCAAACGCAAUGACCCCGCCUCUCAGGAAGAUGACAUCAGAACUCCUCCUCCUCCUCAGGUGCCGGGAGGUCACAGAACGUUAACAGAGUAUCAGUCCAGCUUUCGUUCUCCCCUCUACAGGAUCCCAGAAGAAGGCGGGGCCAUGGAUGGUGACACCCCUCAGGUGACGGAGCUGAGGCAGCGAGCGGCGUCGUACCGCAGCCGAGCCUGGGGAACCAACUUCUGCAGAGAUCACCUGAGCCAGCUGCAGUCUGAACACAACGCUCUGUGGGAGCCCACGGACUCGUCCACCGACCCCCCCACCCCCCGCCUGACCUCUGACCUGGGCCAGGAGCCCGACAGCCGCAGCACUUCCUGCGUGGAGGCUCUGGACCUGGCCAGCCGCUCCUGUGACUCCAGUCAGAGGUCGUCGGUCGUGGGCUCAGCAGAAACACACAAUACAAACAAAAACACAAAAACAAACGCACACACACCUCCAGCGGAAAGACGUACAGCGUGGAAGGAGGAAGAGGACGAAGAAGAAAGUGAAGACGAGGACGAGGGGAGGUUACCAACUCCCAGGCUGAAGAUGAGACCAGUUCAAAGAACUCACCACGACCUCACCACACCUGCCACAGGAGGCGCUAUACUAGUGGGAACAGUGAAGAGCAGCGAUCUGAACAAACAGAGGUGCGGGUCAGUCGUUUCCGUGGCAGCGGCGCUCGACAUGCCAAUCAGACAGAUGGAGGCGUGGUCGGAGAAGAGUCGCCCCCACCGCCCGUCACCUGGCCCCUCCCCCGACCCCAAACCAGCCUCUAAACCAAUCAGGACGAAGCAAACGCCUCCACCCACGGUAGCACCGCCCCUUCAGCUCCCCCCCGCGCUGCACUGCAUCCAGGGAACGCUGAGACACCCCGACUUCCAACACAACGGUGAACUGGGUUCCAGGUUCAUGGAGCUGCAGAGUCCAGGAGCCGAUGAAGACGACCGUCUCUCAGUGAUGUCAUGGCGUUCGGCCGCCUCGUGCUCCGCGGCGUCCGUCGUCCUGGAGCGCGCUCAGAAGAGACGAGAGAGCUUCUGGGGGAAGAGAUGAUGACCCCCACACACUUCUCUCAAGGUCACCGCUGUCACCAUGGAAACCAGCGUGUUGUUCGUAGAGCUCAGUGGAUAUUUUUCUAUGAUGUAACAGAUCAAUUAAAAACAGAAUAUUUUAUGUCUAGAAUCAAGUAUUUUUAUAGUUGAAUUAAUUUAAUUGUUAAUUAUCUUAUCGCAGUUUUGUAGUCGGUGUUUUGAUGAACGUAACGAUCAUGUGAAGUUUGUGUUUAUGUUGUGUUACUUUGCCGAGAUUAAAGAGACACGAACAUCAA
Messenger RNA from Hippoglossus stenolepis (Pacific halibut), 2613 nucleotides. RefSeq names its product Mdm1 nuclear protein (gene saxo6). Gene Ontology annotation, biological process: negative regulation of centriole replication. Gene Ontology annotation, molecular function: microtubule binding. The record is from RefSeq and is a predicted model, not a curated record. The transcript has 16 exons. Bases 420 to 2339 code for a protein of 639 amino acids. NCBI's taxonomy places the organism in Eukaryota, Metazoa, Chordata, Actinopteri, Pleuronectiformes, Pleuronectidae.